Molecule: messenger RNA, 492 nt
Organism: Fusarium graminearum PH-1
Lineage: Eukaryota; Fungi; Ascomycota; Sordariomycetes; Hypocreales; Nectriaceae
Exons: 6
Coding region: 1-492 (163 amino acids)
Source: RefSeq, a predicted model, not a curated record
AUGACACAAAACACGUUCGGGAUUCGAGAUCUGGGAUCUGAUGCCAAGCUUCUUAGUCGAAAUCCGGAGACUGAAGAGAUUUUGAAUGAAAGAGAAGUAUCGAGAUGGAGUCAUGGUCUAGUCUGGAUUAACAAAGGGGUUGAGAAGCAGGAGAAUGGGUCACUUAACUUAUCUACUGGCUUACAGUACUCGAGCGAUCCUGAGAAUCCUUCCACUCUGCUCAGUGAUAUUCAGGAGACCGGCCCAGUAAUAAAAUGGGCUUAUCAGGCAAGGUUUCUAGAAGAUGAGCUUAAAAGCUGUCGAGACUUGGCACACCCUCCCGAUCGCGCUACACCCUAUGUGGCCUAUAGUGAUAUGCGUUAUCUCUACGGUCACUCGUCCUCACUAAGACGAUAUGUAUGGAGAACAAACUCGUGUGGCAGUUCUGCUUCUGCUUCGCCCUGGCAACUCGUGUGGCUUGCAUACUCUUUGACCAGUGGUAUUGAUCCCUGA